GUCGGCCUCAACCUGGUAUCAUAGAAAUGGCAGACUCAGACGACCCUGUCCAAAUCACAGCCCAGUGCCUUUGCAAACAACACACACAUACCGCAGUGGUGCCACGCUCGUCUCUUCCCUUGAUAGCGACAGCAUGCCACUGCACAUCUUGCAGGAGGUGCACCGGAGCGCUGUACAGCUCUGCAGUCUUAAAGUGGCCCGGCGAUGACAGCGCGAUCCGCGAUUCGAGCCUGAAGAGGUACGACUUCUCAGACCACCUCACGGUACUCUUCUGCGGGACAUGCUCCAGCCCCAUGUUCUUUGAAAUGCACGGCGGAAGAAGUUCAAACCCCAAGGGUGCGCUAGUAGGCCAAUAUGGUGUUAUGACAGGGGCCCUAUCCAAUGAUGGGCCAGACGGCUUAGUGAGGAUUGAAAAUCACGUCUUCGUGGGGGAUACCAAGGAUGGCGGUAUGAGCAUGUUUAUGCGGACGCCAAAUGGCGACGGCAAGGAGGCGAGGAGAUGGAUGGGUCUUGCCUCUAAGAGCGAGGAAGUUGCCUUUGGCUGGCCAGCAGGGCAGGCGUCAGAGACGGAGGCCCAGAAUAAGGCUGUUGAGAUUCCUAUUCGCUGCCACUGCGGCGGUGUGGAUCUGAGUUAUCAGCGGGAGAAAGCGGAGGAGGAGUUCCAGUCGAAAGAGAAGUCGGAGCUGCCAUGGUUCGUUCAUCCGGAGACGAAUAAGCUCAUGGCUUCUAUCGACCCGUGCGACUCGUGCCGAAUGUCCUCAGGCGUAGAUUUCUGGCCCUGGACAUUCGUCUUGCUCAGGCACAUCGGCUUCGCUUCCAAGACGAGCGGCGAUAACGCCAGCUUUCCGGACGGUACCGGAGACCUGAAGACAGCUGUUUCAAAGAAGGGGCCAGACCGGGAUCCAAGGCUGGGCACGCUGGAGUACUUCGCCAGCUCAGAAGACGUACAGCGGUACUUUUGCUCCCGCUGCUCGGCUAGUGUAUUCUAUGCUUUGGACGAAAGACCAGAAAUGGUCGAUUUGGCGGUGGGCCUGCUUGACUCUGAAGAUGGCGCGAGAGCUGAGAGUCUGCUGUGCUGGUCGAUGGUGAAGACACUCCCGAAAUUGAUGUGGAGGGAUGACAUGCUGGCCGGGUGGAGAAAGCACUGGCUCGAGUCUGUCGAGGCUGGAGCGGAGGCAUAUAGGAAAGGUAUUAAAUGA
Diaporthe batatas is the source of this 1199-nucleotide messenger RNA. RefSeq lists its product as uncharacterized. Gene Ontology annotation, molecular function: carbon-sulfur lyase activity. The record is from RefSeq and is a predicted model, not a curated record. Lineage: Eukaryota; Fungi; Ascomycota; Sordariomycetes; Diaporthales; Diaporthaceae. Bases 27 to 1199 code for a protein of 390 amino acids. The transcript has a single exon.